CCGUCUCCAGUGUCGAGGCGGCAGGGAGCUGCCCCGACGUCGCCAGGAGAUGAAGACGUUAUCGUCACUGAGCCGCUCGUCGCUGAGCUGCAGGCUGUCCGUCCCGCUCGUCCGCGCCACGAUGCACCCUCGCCUCUGUCCCCGUGUAGAACCGUUCGUUGCCGCUAGAGGCAACAGGGCCAUCCACAUCCUCCUCAUCCUGGCCAUCCACAUGCUCCCCUCCACCACCGUCUGUCGCUACUGCUUCAACGCCAUGGGUAGUAUCAGUGCCGCCUGGGGGACCCACAGGGAUUGGUGUCUCCCCUGUCUGUCUGCCUGGGGUCUCUCCGAGUGUGACAGGUCUGCCAGCUUGAGACCCCCUGUGAGUGCGGUGCCCCCUCCCAGUCUGCGUUGGCGUGUCGGGUGAGGGCCGCAUGAAUGGGGUGGCCGUGGGCGGCUGGGGGAAAUGAUCCUCGUGAUACGUCGACUCGGCAGGCCGAGGGAGGCCCCAGUCGUUAUCUGCAUGCAGCAAAAGGACGGCCGGCGAUGGAGAGCAGCACACCUAGAGAAGCACACGAGGCAGGUAGGUCAGGGAACAUGUUGUGUUGUACGAGUGUGUGUGUGUGUGUGUGUCUGGUUUGGUGGCUUGGGUUGCUCACCCUUUGAGUGACCUUCCGGCCCGUUCAUGCCGUCGUCGUCCUUGUCGAUGACGUCAUUCUCAUUGCAGUCGUAUCAUGUGAUGGAGAGGCCGAGCGAGAGGGGGAUGGAGAGCAUGGUGUUCGCGGGGGACACCUGUGGGUGAAGUUGGCUGGCAUCGGGAAGAACUCCACGCCGAAGGCCGCCUUGCCCUUGACGGCGGUGCCGAUCUUGAGGCGGAAGAGGUCAGGGAAUGGCGGGCCGAAGUGGAUGUAUGCGCGGCUGUGUGGGGGCGAGAGAGGGGACGUGUCGAGGUCCUCGACGCGCUCCAGCUCAAACAGGUCGUUGUAGCGGUACAAAAGCUCACUCCGCUGCUUCAUCAUCCCUGACAUGCACACAAGGGAGAGCGCCCUCGGUGCGUAUCUUCUGGUCUGGGUCAUUCGUCCCUCCUCACCUUCAUAUGGUGGUGUCCAUCGGUGGAGCAGUGGGCUGAGGGAGUAGCCCACCUUGAGGCUCCACUCGUUAUCCACCAAGCGAUCGUAGCAUUGCACCUGGCACCGCCGGCCGCCAACACUCACCGACACCUCCUUGGCACCCUCACUCACCAGCCGGGCACGGCCCCAGAAGUUCAGAGGAAAACCCGCCCUCGCGCCCCCGUCCGACUCCUUGUCACCCAGCUCGCUCGUCAGGCCACCAAACGGGUUGGUCAUGUCGCCCAGAGUGACGGGAUGGCUCUCGUUGACCACUAACUCGAUCAGGUCGCCACCUCCCAUGAGCACCUCAUACAGCUGCUGGCCAGACUGGGUGGCACGGUGCAGCGCCAGUGCCGCCUGCCGGAAGGGCUCCAGCUCCUCACGCAGCUCAGACAGGGCCGCCCUCAUGCUCGUCACAGACGCCUCAGAUAGUUCGUUCUCUGGAUGAGCGGCCGAGAGCAAGCUGGCGAGCGGAAUACUGGUCUGGUGGGUGGCCUCGGUAGUGGUGAGGGCUUCACGUGGAUGUCGAUGGGGUACGCACUUGGGCGUGGGGCAGGGGGUCGUUCGGGUCCACAAGAAGAACCGGCUGGAGGGGCUGAGGCUGGUGAAGCUGAUGUUGCUGCUGCUGCUGUG
Messenger RNA from Vitrella brassicaformis, 1721 nucleotides. The record is from the annotation of a GenBank genome assembly. NCBI's taxonomy places the organism in Eukaryota, Vitrellaceae.